Teleopsis dalmanni is the source of this 4810-nucleotide messenger RNA. RefSeq names its product dentin sialophosphoprotein-like. The transcript has 24 exons. Lineage: Eukaryota; Metazoa; Arthropoda; Insecta; Diptera; Diopsidae. The record is from RefSeq and is a predicted model, not a curated record. The coding region runs from base 176 to 4765 and encodes 1529 amino acids.
UUCAUAAUUAUUUGACGAGAAGAAAACUUCCGACUGCAAUAAAUAGUUGAGUACAACGUCAGUUAUUUUAAUUUCUAUAGAAGUGAAAGAUAAUUUCAGAUAAGUUGAGAAGACAUGCCAUUGUGAAACUAAUUUGAAUCUUUUAAAAUACACUGAAAUAUAGCGCUUAACAGCAAUGGAAAACCCAAAAAAAAAUAAUGCCGAUCGUAAUACUAUCCGUCAACAACCAACAGAAGAAGUAAUUACUUGCAUGACAUCCAUGGAAAGCAGCGAAAAUGAGCAGCUAACAUCUCAAAAUACUAGCGUUGAACCAGGACACAAUGAAGUAUUCGAAAAUAUUGAUGCAGAGUCUACUGAGGAAUUAAAUGAACUUGGGGUCUAUACUGACACAACUACGCAUGGGCUUGCAUUACAAGAUUUGUUCAACUAUAUGGUGAUGACAGAACCUUACGAAAAUAACCCGUUACCAUUUUUGGAAGCGGCAGUUGAAUCAGGAAAUAGCGAAGGGAAUCAAAAUAAUGCUUCAGAGUUAGCUGAGGAAUUAUAUUUGGGAAUUGUCGAUGACGACGAUAAUAAUGAGAUUUGGGACAAUAAUUAUUCAACGUUGCCAGAUGAAGUUCUUGAAUACACAGUUUGUCGUGAUAAUACUACGAACGAACAAAAAGUAAUUACUCAAAGGAAAACAACAGAAUCAUGCGGAUAUAAAUUAACACCAAAUAUGUAUAAGGGCAUUGAAUCCGAUACCGAUAUAGAUACCGAAACCGAUACCGAUACCGAUAUCGACACAGAGUCUGAGAGGGACUCUUCGGAGACAGAGUCUACAGACAAUCCAAAUGACUACAUCAGUGACGAACUCUUGUACGCAUAUGCGCAAUCAAUACAAGAUUUACUCAACCAAACGCCGGAAACAAAACCAAAUGAUGAAAGAAAGUUAUCAUCUCUGGAAACAGGCGUUGAUUCAGUAAAUAACGAAGUGAAGCAAAAUAAUCCUUCGGAGUUAGCUGAGCAAUUACAUGCGGGAAAUGCCGGUGACUGCGAUAAUAAUAAGACAAGUGACAAUAAUUAUUCAACCUUGUCAGAUAAACUUCUUGAAAACAAUGUUUGUCGUGAUAGUACUACUUAUCAACAGAACGAACAAAAAGUAAUUACUCAAAUGAAAACAACAGAAACAUGCGGAAAUAAGUUAUCACUAAAUUCGAAUACGGACAUUGAUACCGAUACCGACACAGAGUCUGAGAGGGACUCUUCGGAGACAGAGUCUACAGACAAUCCAAAUGACUACAUCAGUGACGAACUCUUGUACGCAUAUGCGCAAUCAAUACAAGAUUUACUCAACCAAACGCCGGAAACAAAACCAAAUGAUGAAAGAAAGUUAUCAUCUCUGGAAACAGGCGUUGAUUCAUUAAAUAACGAAGUGAAGCAAAAUAAUCCUUCGGAAUUAGCUGAGCAAUUACAUGCGGGAAAUGCCGGUGACUGCGAUAAUAAUAAGACAAGUGACAAUAAUUAUUCAACGUUGUCAGAUAAACUUCUUGAAAACAAUGUUUGUCGUGAUAGUACUACUUAUCAACAGAACGAACAAAAAGUAAUUACUCAAAUGAAAACAACAGAAACAUGCGGAAAUAAGUUAUCACUAAAUUCGAAUACGGACAUUGAAUCCGAUACCGAUACUGAUAGCGAUAGCGAUACCGAUAGCUAUACCGACACCAACUCUGAAAGUUAUUCAUCGGAGACAGAGUCUUCAGACAAUCCAAAUGAACAACAUGAUUAUGCUGGUUUACCAGCAUAUGAGCAAUCAAUACAAGAUAUGAUUACCCUAAUGAAGAUGACAAAACCAAAUGAUGAAAGUAAGUCACCAUCAUCUCUGGGAACAGGCAUUGAUUCAGGAAAUAACGAAAUGAUUCAAAAUAGUGCUCCGGAGUUAGCUGAGAAAUUACAUGUGGGAAAUGCCGAAAACAAUCUUCGUCGUAAGAAAACUACUAAUCAACGGAAAAAACAAAAAGCAGAUACUGAACAGAUAACAACAGAACCAUUCGGAAGUAAGUUAUCACCAUUUUUGGACAGGCUUAUUAAAUCGGGACACAUUAAGGAAUUUGAAAGUGACUCUUCAGAGUCAGAAUCUUCAGAGGCUCUUGAUGAAAGCAAUGUUUGCUGUGAUAAUAAUACUGAUCAACAGAAGAAAGAAAAAGUAGAUACUGAACAGAUAACAACAGAACCAUUCGGAAACAAGUCACCAUAUCUGGAUACGGACAUUAAAUCAGAAAACAUUAGAGAAUAUAAAAUUGACUCUGUGAAGGAUUUAGUUGAUGUAGCUAAUGAGAACUAUAUACAUGAUUCAUGUGAUAACAAAUUUCAAAAGUCUCCACAGAAACACACUGAACAACAUGAUUAUGCUGGUUUACCAGCAUAUGAGCAAUCAAUACAAGAUAUGAUUACCCUAAUGAAGAUGACAAAACCAAAUGAUGAAAGUAAGUCACCAUCAUCUCUGGGAACAGGCAUUGAUUCAGGAAAUAACGAAAUGAUUCAAAAUAGUGCUCCGGAGUUAGCUGAGAAAUUACAUGUGGGAAAUGCCGAAAACAAUCUUCGUCGUAAGAAAACUACUAAUCAACGGAAAAAACAAAAAGCAGAUACUGAACAGAUAACAACAGAACCAUUCGGAAGUAAGUUAUCACCAUUUUUGGACAGGCUUAUUAAAUCGGGACACAUUAAGGAAUUUGAAAGUGACUCUUCAGAGUCAGAAUCUUCAGAGGCUCUUGAUGAAAGCAAUGUUUGCUGUGAUAAUAAUACUGAUCAACAGAAGAAAGAAAAAGUAGAUACUGAACAGAUAACAACAGAACCAUUCGGAAACAAGUCACCAUAUCUGGAUACGGACAUUAAAUCAGAAAACAUUAGAGAAUAUAAAAUUGAAUCUGUGAAGGAUUUAGUUGAUGUAGCUAAUGAGAACUAUAUACAUGAUUCAUGUGAUAACAAAUUUCAAAAGUCUCCACAGAAACACACUGAACAACAUGAUUAUGCUGGUUUACCAGCAUAUGAGCAAUCAAUACAAGAUAUGAUUACCCUAAUGAAGAUGACAAAACCAAAUGAUGAAAGUAAGUCACCAUCAUCUCUGGGAACAGGCAUUGAUUCAGGAAAUAACGAAAUGAUUCAAAAUAAUGCGCCGGAGUUAGCUGAGGAAUUACAAGUGGGAAAUGCCGGUGACUGUGACAAAAGAAAUGCCGGAGAGUAUGAGAAAAAUGAGACAAGUGAUAAUAAGUAUUUAACAUUGCCAGAUCAACUUCUUGAAAGCAAUAUUUGCCAUGAUAAUAAUACUGAUCAACAGAAGGAAGAAAAAAUAGAUACUGAACAGAUAACAACAGAACCAUUCGGAAAUAAGUCACCACCAUAUCUGGAUGCGGACAUUAAAUCAGAAAACAUUAGAGAAUAUAAAAUUGAAUCUGUGAAGGAUUUAGUUGAUGUAGCUAAUGAGAACUAUAUACUUGAUUCAUGUGAUAACAAAUUUCAAAAGUCUCCACAGAAACACACUGAACAUCGUGUUUAUGCUGAUUUAACUGCAUAUGAGCAAUCAAUACAAGAUAUGAUUACCCUAAUGAAGAUGACAAAACCAAAUGAUGAAAGUAAGUCACCAUCAUCUCUGGAAACAGACAUUGGCUCAGGAAAUAACGAAAUGAUUCAAAAUAAUGCGCCGGAGUUAGCUGAGGAAUUACAAGUGGGAAAUGCCGGUGACUGUGACAAAAUAAAUGCCGGAGAGUAUGAGAAAAAUGAGACUAGUGAUAAUAUGUGUUCAACAUUGCCAGAUCAACUUCUUGAGAUCAAUGUUUGCAGUGAUAAUGAUACCUCUCCACAGAAGAAACAAAAAGUACUAACUCAAAAGAAGAAAAAAAAACACUGGAGAAUUACGCUACCAUCAUAUCUAAGGAAUGAUGUUAAAUCAGGAAGGAUUAAAGUAUUUGAAAGUGACUCUGACUCUUCUGACGAUGAGUGUCUAGAGGAACUUACUAAAAACCGUGCCAGUAGUCCAAAGGAACUCAAUGCUGAAGUUGAAAGCGAAAAGUCAUAUGAAAAUAAGCAGUCAAGUUCGGAUGAUAAUGUUGAUUCAAGCAGUAGUAUUAUCUCACUAACUUCAGACGUUUCUGAUGAAGAGGCUGCAUCCGAAAGUACUGGUGAUAAAAGGGGUAAUAAGCGGAAAGUAACACAAACAAAAUCAAAAGCCGCUAAAAAGAUGAAAAGAAUAAUAAUUGAAGACUCCUCCGAUUCUGAAUCAAGUUCAUGCUUUAGUUAUACAACGACUGAAGAGGAAUGCAAAGCUAAUAAUAUGGUCAAAACAAAAUUUAUUCCACCACCAGCAUGGCUUAAGCCGAAAUACGAUUGUGCAGAUAUGAGACUACCCGAAUUAUUUCUGUAUUUAAAAAGGAAACUAAGGGCUAUCGAUGCCGAAAUUAAAAAAUUUCUAAAAAAGUCUAAAAAGAAACAAUUCAGAACUCGUGAACUUAAAUGGAAAAUCCGAAACAUCAUUCUCGAUAUGAAAAAGGUUGAUGAUAUGAGUUACUCGUUAGCGCAUUAUAGUAUUCCAGUUAAUUUCCUCCGAAAGGUCAAUGAAAAUUUAGCUUGUGGUUUGCCUGUACUUAGUAACAUUCAACGUCCUAUACCUGAAAUGACACUUCACAGCAAACUCUGCAAAGUUUUCCUUAAAUGCGGAUGGAUAUUUCUUAAAAGAACGUUUCCUGAAGAAGGCUAUAAGUGUAGUUUAUAUCGACAAAUCAGAAAAUAAUUUUUGUAUAUUAUAAGAAAUAUUUUUUUUGACUCUAGAUAUAAA